Molecule: messenger RNA, 2331 nt
Organism: Syzygium oleosum
Lineage: Eukaryota; Viridiplantae; Streptophyta; Magnoliopsida; Myrtales; Myrtaceae
Exons: 3
Coding region: 395-2185 (596 amino acids)
Biological process (GO): protein phosphorylation
Molecular function (GO): protein kinase activity; ATP binding
Source: RefSeq, a predicted model, not a curated record
GGCUUUCAACACUCUCACAUGCGUCGCUCUCGCGAGCAUCGCACGCCCGUCUAGUCACACCCCCACCAGCCCCUUCGAUAGAAACACCACCACCGCCACCUCCUCCGGAGGAAGGAAGGAAGGAAGGAAGGAAGCUGACGAUCCACCGCCGCCGCCGUUUUCUCUUCCCGGCUUCGUUCUUCUGAACCGGGGUCGAUGGGAAUCCGAGACCCAGAAAGGAAAAACGAUUCUUUUGAUGUUACGUGCCAGCAAACAGGCGCCUCUCUGUUGUCGUGAACUUGGGUAGUGAAAACAAGAUUCAGAGAGAGAGAGAGGGAGGAGAGAGAGAGAGUUCCUGGGUCACUCGCGCUCGGGGACUCUCUGUGACUCAGGAUCUCGACCCGACCCGAGUCCGAUGGCAGCCGCCCUGGAGUGCUGGUCGGGCCGGGCCAGCACGGACGAGGACAUGGUGGAGCAGGUCCUGAUGCGGACCCACGACCGGUCCGAGGGGUCGCCGGUGGCGGCGGCGUCCUCGUCCUCGGGACCGGCGAGGGAGCAGCCGUCGUCGGCGUCGUCGUCGUCGGUCAUGCAGAAGAAGCUGCAGAGGCUGAGCCGGAACGUGUCGGAGGCCAUCGCGUCGCUGAAGAACUCGCUGAAUCUGGACUCGUCGCGCGACGCGCCGCCGCAUCCCUCCAAGAUCGACGGAUGCCGGAGGAUGGUGUGGGGGAGCGUCGUGAGGAGCUUGACCCAGCUGUACCCGGGGAGCCAGUUGCCCGAGAAGCUCGUCUCCAACAUUCGCAAGCAUUACGAUGCUUUGCCUCUCAGUUAUGCGCAAGCAGGGUUUGAUAUGAAGGAUGUGUUUCUCCAUAUCAAAUUGAUGGAGCAGGCUUCGGGGGAUGAUCGUCCCGCGAUUCUUAUCCAAGAAGUGUCGCAGGAUGAGGUCCAGGGGUCAGUUUUUAAGCUCACAUUUGCCUGCAACUCGUUAAUCUCGUGGUCGGCGAUGUCAGGGGCACUCGACAAUGCCUCCAUUUGCUGCAAGAAGAUACAGAUCUUUGAGAAGAAGGGGUUUACACUAGGGAUUGUUCUUCUGUUAGUGCAAGCAGAGCAAGAGAGGAUGUUCAAGACCCGAAUCGAGAAUGCCCUGAAGCUGGCCAUGAAGAAGCAUAGACCCACCUCUGUGAAGCUGGCUUUUGGGCUAUGUGGCUGUCAAGAAGAGAGCACAAACGGUAAAGAACUAGGACAGGUCGAAGAUGACGUGGGGGAGCUGAAUUAUCGAAAUGGUAGUGAGAAUCUGUAUCCAAAGGUUCAGCUUCAGAUGCCCCUUCCCACAUCAUCAUAUGUCGUUUCGGUUGAUGAGUGGCAGACCAUACAGUCGGGCGGGGACGAGAUUGCGAAAUGGCUUCUGAACUCGGACAAUCUUGAAUUCGUUGAUCAGAUUGGCCCGAGUUCUUUCAAAGGGGUUUAUAAGGGCAGGAGAGUGGGGAUUGAGAAGCUCAAGGGUUGUGAUAAGGGGAACUCUUAUGAGUUCGAGCUCAGAAAAGAUCUUUUGGAGCUAAUGACUUGUGGGCAUAAAAAUGUUCUGCAAUUUAUCGGUGUCUGCAUAGAUGAAAGUCAUGGGCUAUGCAUUGUGACGAAGUUGAUGGAAGGUGGAUCUCUUCAUGACUUGAUGCUUAAAAGCAAGAAGCUUCAAAUCAGGGAGAUUGUCAGAAUCGCAAUCGAUGUGGUAGAAGGAAUCAAGUUUAUGAACGAACAUGGCGUCACAUAUAGAGACCUCAAUACACAGAGAAUUUUGCUUGACCGCCAUGGGAAUGCCUGCUUGGGGGAUAUGGGCAUUGUUGCUGCUUGUAAGAGUGUUGGUGAAGCAAUGGAUUAUGAAACCGAUGGUUACCGGUGGUUGGCUCCUGAGAUAAUUGCAGGCGAUCCUGAAAGUGUGAGUGAGACAUGGAUGAGUAACGUUUACAGUUUCGGAAUGGUAAUGUGGGAGAUGGUGACCGGGGAGGCAGCUUAUGCUGCUUAUUCUCCAGUUCAGGCAGCGGUGGGGAUCGCCGCUUGCGGACUCAGGCCGGAGAUUCCAAAGGACUGCCCGCAAUUCCUGAGAAAUCUGAUGACGAAAUGCUGGAACAACAGUCCUUCAAAACGCCCUCAGUUUUCCGAGAUUGUCUCGCUUUUGAUGCACCACAUCAACAAUGGCAACGACAACAGGUAACCCUUUGUCGCGCAUCUUGAUUUCUCAUUCGUAGAAACUAGUUGUAUCCAAAAAUGCACCCAUGAUCGCCGGGUGCUAAUUACGCGCAAAGCUGUAGAUGCUCCAAACUCGAAUAUGAGGAAUGAAAUAGAUCUCCAGUCUUUUUA